Molecule: messenger RNA, 1302 nt
Organism: Arachis stenosperma
Lineage: Eukaryota; Viridiplantae; Streptophyta; Magnoliopsida; Fabales; Fabaceae
Product: FAD synthetase 2, chloroplastic-like
Exons: 5
Coding region: 109-1248 (379 amino acids)
Biological process (GO): riboflavin biosynthetic process; C-terminal protein methylation
Cellular component (GO): endoplasmic reticulum
Molecular function (GO): protein C-terminal S-isoprenylcysteine carboxyl O-methyltransferase activity; FMN adenylyltransferase activity
Source: RefSeq, a predicted model, not a curated record
UUGAAGAAUCGGGCCGGUUUGUCACAUGACCCAACUACCCGAUUAACUAAUUUAUAGCCAAAACAAGAAGGUGGAGAACCGCCAUCAGAAAGAAAAAUUGAUGGUGCAAUGUUGGGUUGUCGUGGCAGUCGCAUUUCCCAUCAUUUUCGAGAGUGCGACCUUCAUUUCCACCUUCCAACUACCUUCAGAUUCGGUUACUCUGGACUUCAACCCCAAAGCUUUCAACUUUCCUUUCCAUGUCCUCUGAAACCUUGUUGGGGAGGUCUCACCACCAUUGUUGCCAACCAUAACAGAGUGCAAUCGAGGUCUUGCUGCUCUGCCACCCCACCCAAGCCUCGUGGCGAAAUUCCCCUCCUUUUCAACUCUCUCAGCCAACAAGAAGACGAACGAGAAAUGAUCUCUGAUGGAGUAUCUUCAGUGGCAGGUGGAAUUGUAGCAUUGGGAAAGUUUGAUGCUCUGCACAUUGGUCAUCGAGAACUCGCAAUUCAAGCAUCAAGGGCCGGUCCUCCAUUUCUUUUAUCAUUUGUUGGAAUGGCUAAAGUACUUGGAUGGGAACCUAGGCCUCCCAUAGUUGCUACUUGUGAUCGCAAGAGAGUUCUUUCAUCAUGGGUUUCUUAUUGUUGCAACAUGGUCCCUGAAGAGUUCCAUGUUGAAUUUUCAAGCGUUCGGCAUCUCAGUCCGCAACAAUUUGUUGAGAAGUUAUCAAAAGAGCUUAGGGUACGCGGAGUUGUUGCUGGAGAGAACUACCGAUUUGGAUAUAAAGCAGCCGGAGAUGCGUUGGAGUUAAUAAAGUUGUGUGAGGAGUAUGGCAUGGAAGCUUACAUAAUUAAAUCUGUUAUGGACAAGAAUUCUGCAAAUGUAACUUCUAGUAGUAAUCCUAAAGAGAGGGGACAGGUUUCGUCUACCCGAGUUCGUGAAGCCCUUGCCGUAGGAGACAUGGCCUAUGUCUCGGAGCUUUUAGGUAGACAGCAUCGUCUCAUAUUGAAGGCCACCGACCAAGAAAGGUUCGCGGUCGAGCAGCAUAAGGUGUCUGCUCCUAAAUCCUGCUUGUUGAAUCUAGCACCAAAGGAAGGUUUAUAUGAGAAGUGUUCACUUUUACUUGGUCAAGAAAAUGUUGUGCAGUGUAGGGUAGUUAUUGACAAGAAGUUUGUCCAUGUAGAAACAGAUUAUGAUGGAGGUCUGAGUGAUAUUUUUGGUGCUCCAAAUUCGCAGUUCUUGCCUAUUGAAUUUGGUGAUUCCAGGACUUGACAUGAUUCAGUUUAAUUCAUAAUAAUAAUUAUUAAUUAUAUCCAUUCAAAUCAA